AUGAUUCGAGAUCGCCAACACGGACUGAAUCGAAUUGCCCUCAGACGAUCGCGGGCCACUGGAACGUCAGGCAACGCGGGUCCAAAUUCCACUGUCUUUGCUCAGAUGGCCAACAAACUUUCUCUGCUGACUUACGACGUCCUCAUGUUGCCCCACAGGACGUGGAAAGUCAAAUUCGUCGGAGAAAGCGUCGACGACUGCGGAGGCGGAUACAGUGAAAGUAUCGCCGAAAUGGGCGAAGAAUUGCAAAACGGAAGCUUGCCACUCUUGAUUCUGACUCCAAGCGGUCGUGAAGAAGCGGGAACCAAUCGGGAUUGCUUCAUUUUGAACCCGAGUGCCAGCACUGCGCAGAACCUGAAAAUGUUUCAAUUCCUGGGCGUUUUGAUGGGAAUCGCCAUCCACACUGGCUCGCCGUUAAGUCUCAAUCUCGCCGAACCUACCUGGAAGGCCCUGGUUGGUUUACCUCUGAGCUUGAUUGAUCUGAAUGAAAUCGAUCGACACUAUUGGCCGGCACUCUGCCACAUUCGCGACUGCAAAGACGCCGACGGCGAUAUGACACUGAGUCAACCGGAUUUGCCCUUCUCGACGAGUUCAGCUACGGGGCACGAAGUGGCCCUUUCACCUCACACGCACCGGCGCAUCACCCGCGACAAUCGCGAUCUCUACCUCCAACUGGCCUUGCAUUUUCGGCUCCACGAAUUCGACCCGCACGUGCGGGCCGUCCGCCAGGGGCUCAGUCUGGUCGUGCCCUUGCCUCUGCUCUCCCUGUUCACUGGAGCCAAGCUGGAAGCCAUGGUGUGCGGAUCACCGGAAAUUCCGCUGGCCCUGCUCAAAUCGGUGACCACCUACAAGGGAAUCGAGCCUCACUGCGCCCUCGUCCGCUGGUUCUGGGAAGUCAUGGAAGAGUAUAGCCACGUGAAGCGAUCCCUUUUCCUCCGUUUCUUCUGGGGCAGAACAAGUUUACCGAGGACGUUGGCGGACUUUCGAGGCCGGGAUUUCGUACUCCAGGUUCUGGACAAGUAUAAUCCGGCCGAUUACUUCCUGCCAGAGAGCUACACGUGCUUCUUUCUGCUCAAGAUGCCGCGUUACUCUUGCAAAGCCGUUCUGCGCGAGAAGCUCAGCUACGCCAUCCACUUUUGCAAAUCGAUCGACAAUGACGAGUACGCCCGAGUGGCGGCUCCCGAGGUUCUCCUCAACCCACCUGCUCACGAAGACGACGUCGAAAAUGAAGCAGAAAACUAAGCCUUUUUUAAAUUUAUUAUUAUAAUUCACUUGUCCUCAAUGAUAAAAAUUGUUAUUAUAAACUUUAAAUAAAUUUUCCUUUUUUUCUCAUUUUCUCUGCCGCUUGUGUUUAAUGUCACACGUACGAAUACAGAAAACUACAAAACAUCUUUGGGGUGAGAAAUUGUUGCAUAAAUAAUGUCCAUAUAUGACACCUUAGACUUGGCUGCAAGCUU
Molecule: messenger RNA, 1457 nt
Organism: Daphnia pulicaria
Lineage: Eukaryota; Metazoa; Arthropoda; Branchiopoda; Diplostraca; Daphniidae
Product: E3 ubiquitin-protein ligase HERC2-like
Molecular function (GO): ubiquitin-protein transferase activity
Source: RefSeq, a predicted model, not a curated record